CGCCAGUGCGCUGGAGCGCCGUUGCCCCGCUGAGCUGUGCGGCGCGGGCCGUGCGAGCUGCCGCCUGCGCCCCGAGCGGAGCGCGGCCAUGCCCGGGCCCUGGCACUAGCGCGCUGCCGCAGCCUCUUCAAUGGGCAACCUGCUCGGCGGGGUCAGCUUCCGCGAGCCCACUACCGUGGAGGACUGCGACUCCACCUGGCAGACCGACUCGGAGCCCGAGCCCGACCCCGAGCCCGAACAGCCGGGGCCGGCAGGCGGUGGCGAGGGCCAGGAGCACGACGACCCGGAGCAGCCCGAGCAGCUUCCCGAGAGAGCCGGAGGGCGGCCCCGCGCCAGCCCCGUGCCCGAGGACCACGCCGAGGCGGCGGGCGCCGAGCAGGGUGGUGAUCCCACGGAAGCAACUGCCAAACCAAAGAGGAGCUUCUACGCUGCCAGGGAUUUAUACAAAUACCGACAUCAGUACCCACAGAACUUCAAAGAUAUCCGCUAUCAAAAUGACUUGAGCAACCUUCGCUUUUAUAAGAAUAAAAUUCCAUUUAAACCAGAUGGUGUUUACAUUGAAGAGGUCCUAAAUAAAUGGAAAGGAGACUAUGAGAAGCUGGAGCAUAACCACACUUACAUUCAAUGGCUUUUUCCCCUGAGAGAGCAAGGCUUGAACUUUUAUGCUAAAGAAUUAACUACAUAUGAAAUUGAGGAAUUCAAGAAAACAAAAGAAGCAAUCAGAAGAUUCCUCUUGGCCUAUAAAAUGAUGCUAGAAUUUUUUGGAAUAAAGCUGAUUGAUAAAACUGGAAAUGUUGCUCGGGCUGUAAAUUGGCAAGAAAGAUUUCAACAUCUGAAUGAGUCGCAGCACAACUAUUUAAGAAUUACACGAAUUCUGAAAAGCCUUGGUGAGCUUGGGUACGAGAGUUUUAAGUCUCCUCUCGUAAAAUUCAUUCUCCACGAGGCUCUAGUGGAAAACACUAUUCCCAAUAUUAGGCAGAGCGCUCUGGAGUAUUUUGUAUAUACAAUUAGAGACAGAAGAGAGAGGAGAAAGCUCCUGAGGUUUGCCCAGAAACACUACACACCGUCGGAGAAUUUCAUCUGGGGACCGCCUAGAAAAGACCAGCCAGAGCGAAGCAAAGCCCAGAAAGCUCCUACUCUGCCCACUUCAGGUUCGAACAGUCAAACUUCUAUGCACAAGAAAUCUAAGGACUCCAAAAAUUCCUUAGUAGCUAGUCACCUAACUAGCAAAACUGUGGAAGAAAAGAAGGGGGCCUCCAGAGAGACCGGGGAGGAGACAGACAAGCCAAGCCCGGAGCCCUGCAGUGAAGAUACCAAGCCAAGAAACACAGAGAAAGAAGACAGUGCUUCUGACGAGUCAAAUCCCCCACCCGAGGAGAAAACAGUAACAGAGACCACAGGAAAAGGGGCGUGUCCAACUUCUUCUGAAAGCAUUAGAGAGGGGGAAACCCAGAGCAAAGACUUGGAAAAUCCAGAAAACACCAGUUGCCAAGAUGAGGUAGAGUCACAGUGAAUUGUCCCAAACCCACAAACCAGUUCCCUUUGAGGGAAUAAAAAAGUUGUCUAAUUUAUCCUGAAGAACAGAGAUGAGGUCAUGUAUAAGAUGUUAGCCAUCUGUAACUUUUGUUAUAAGCCCUUGGUUCUUGCUUUUGGAUCACAAUGAAAUUGGAUAUUUAGUAAGAAAAUUGUAAAACCGGAUCCAAUAAAAGAUUAUAUUUA
This is a messenger RNA of Mesocricetus auratus (golden hamster), 1719 nucleotides long. RefSeq names its product opioid growth factor receptor like 1 (gene Ogfrl1). Gene Ontology annotation, cellular component: membrane. The transcript has 7 exons. NCBI's taxonomy places the organism in Eukaryota, Metazoa, Chordata, Mammalia, Rodentia, Cricetidae. The coding region runs from base 131 to 1513 and encodes 460 amino acids. The record is from RefSeq and is a predicted model, not a curated record. Gene Ontology annotation, molecular function: opioid growth factor receptor activity.